AUUUAAUAGUUUGAAGGGAAAAUUCCCACUAGUUGAAAUUUUCUCUUGGGAUCCCUAUUCCCAGUGUCUGAAAUGCAUUUUGGGAAAUGCUAUUAUCUUAAUAGAGGUUCUAGUACUUGUAAAGACCUUUCAAAUGUUACAAGUUCUCUUGUUUGUUUUUGUGACCCUUUAUCCUUUUUUAGAAUAUGAAACAGAUAUGAAAGGGAGGAUGGAGAAAAGUUCAAUUCAUGUACAGUCACCUGGAUCAUAAAUGACUAUCCAAUUAGUGGAUUAUGUAAAGUGUUUUGCAAACCAUAAAGCUCUAUAUUAAUGCUAACUAUGUAUAUGUACCUUGGAUGAUCAAAAAUUGUAUCAGAAACACAUAGAUUCAAAUUCUGCCUCUGAUGCGUACUAGCUGUGUGACUUCCUGGCAAACCACUUAAUCUUUCAGUGUCCCUAGGCAGCUCUUUAAGGCUGAUCUUGCAUUGGAAGAGGGAGUUUUUACAUUGAGUUAUCCAUACUUAUUAAAUCACAGGUUGGAAAAUUAAUUCCCCCCCCUUUCCCCACAAAACAAAACAAUCCAAUCCACCCGACUCUUGAUGCCAAUAUAAUGGAUCCUUGGAUUAAUCAGUUUGGUUAGUGGAUUAGGGGAUGUAUAUUAUGAGAAGAUCAGUUCUUAGAGACUGCAAGGAAUUGCAGUUUAAGGCUUUCCCCCCCUCAUCUUUGAUGCUUCUGUUUCCUUUUCUACAACUCCUCAUGUGUAGGAAGUGCUUCUAGACAUGGAUCAAAAGGAAAAAAAGCUGUGAUGUUGCUUCUUUUCUUCUCUCAUGCGUUACACCUUACCUUGAAUGAAUUGGCCUGAUCCAGGCACCUUGAGCGGCCUCCCAGAAUCCGUACACCCUACUGAGCCAUACAGCUCUUAACCUGGAAGGGACACGUGUAUGUUGGGACUUUCUUCAAAGAAACUCUUUGAAGUGCAAACAUUUCCUUUCCUGAAAAGAAGGGAAAUUGAAAAUAAAACUUCUUGUUCCGUAGAGACAAUGUGCUCUUGGAUCAAAGGCACUUAUAAAUGGACAGUCAGGAUUUCAGCCUUGAAAUAGGUGCGACUGACCCAAAAUCCACAGAUCUGGAGGAGCUCAUUGGGAUCUCGGAGUCUCUGAUUUGAACAGUACCAUGGGGUGCAAAGUGUUCCUCAAUUUUGGACAACAGCUGCUGCGGCGAAAAGUUGUUGACUGCAACCGAGAGGAGAGUCGACUGUCCCGCUGCUUGAAUACUUUUGAUUUAGUAGCUCUCGGUGUAGGAAGCACACUUGGAGCAGGUGUCUAUGUACUGGCUGGAGCUGUGGCCCGGAAAAACGCCGGCCCUGCCAUCGUCAUCUCUUUCCUAAUUGCUGCCUUGGCCUCCGUGUUAGCAGGACUGUGUUAUGGAGAGUUUGGUGCUAGGGUUCCCAAGACUGGUUCCGCCUACCUCUACAGCUAUGUCACUGUGGGUGAGCUCUGGGCUUUCAUCACCGGCUGGAACUUAAUUCUCUCCUACAUCAUUGGUACCUCGAGUGUAGCAAGAGCGUGGAGCGCCACAUUUGAUGAACUAAUAGGCAAACCCAUUGGAGAGUUCUCCCAAACGCAUAUGUCUCUGGAUACUCCUGGGCUCGCUCAAUACCCAGACAUAUUUUCUGUAAUUAUCAUUCUAAUUCUAACAGCGCUUUUAACUUUCGGCGUGAAAGAAUCAGCCAUGGUUAACAAAGUUUUCACUUGUAUCAAUGUUCUCGUCCUGGGCUUUGUAAUGGUGUCAGGCUUUGUAAAGGGAUCCAUCAAUAACUGGCAGCUAAAAGAGGAUAUACCUGACAAUAUCUGUUUGAACAAUGAAUCAUUUAGUAACAGCACCAUUGGUGCUGGUGGGUUUAUGCCCUUUGGAUUCAGUGGUGUCCUAUCGGGGGCAGCCACUUGCUUUUAUGCCUUUGUGGGAUUUGACUGCAUUGCAACCACAGGUGAAGAAGUAAAAAAUCCCCAGAAAGCUAUCCCUGUGGGAAUUGUUGCAUCCCUCUUGAUCUGCUUUGUGGCCUACUUUGGGGUAUCUGCUGCUCUUACACUCAUGACGCCUUACUUCUGCCUGGAUGUAAAUAGUCCAUUGCCUGAUGCAUUUAAGCAUGUAGGCUGGGAAGGGGCAAAGUAUGCUGUAUCUGUCGGCUCCCUCUGUGCUCUUUCUACCAGUCUUCUAGGUUCUAUGUUUCCAAUGCCUCGAGUCAUUUAUGCAAUGGCUGAAGAUGGACUCCUGUUUAAAUUUUUAGCCAAAGUCAGUGAAAGGACCAAAACUCCAAUGAUAGCAACAAUAACUUCUGGUGCCAUUGCUGCUGUGAUGGCCUUUCUUUUUGACCUGAAAGACUUGGUUGACUUAAUGUCCAUUGGAACCCUCCUGGCAUAUUCUUUGGUGGCAGCUUGCGUGUUGGUCUUACGGUACCAACCAGAGCAGCCUAACUUGGUAUACCAGAUGGCCAGAACAACAGACGAGCAGCUUGAUCUUGUGGAUCAAAAUGAAAUAGUGAGCACCAGUGAUUCUCAAACAGGCUUUUUGCCAGAAAUGGAGAAAUGUUCUCUAAGAGCCAUAUUAUGUCCGAAGAACAAAGAACCUUCCAAACUCUCAGGGUUUAUUGUGAAUGUCUCAACCAGCCUCAUAGGGAUUCAUAUUAUCAUCUUCUGCAUUGUCACUGUCCUUGCUAAAAAGGAACUUGAACAGGGCACCCCUUGGGUGAUCGCUGUCCUCUUAGGGUCAGUCUUCCUCUGCUUUGUCAUCACCAUCCUGAUUUGGAGACAGCCUGAGAGCAAGACCAAACUCUCAUUUAAGGUGCCCUUCUUGCCAUUACUUCCGAUUCUGAGUAUUUUUGUGAAUGUCUAUCUUAUGAUGCAGCUGGAUGGUGGUACCUGGGUCCGCUUUGCGGUAUGGAUGCUAAUAGGUUUCUUCAUUUAUUUUGGUUAUGGCCUGUGGCACAGUGAAGAGGCGUCCUUGGCGGCCGGUACAGCGAGAACCCCAGACAACAGCUCAGAUCACUGCAAAUGAUCCCCGUAGCCCUGCACUGUGGUGAGGACAGCCGCCCCUUCAGAGAAAAACAGCUUUUGCCUCCAUGACUCAGAACUGCUUGAACUCUUUCCUUUAGUGAAACAAGAAACAACAUCCAAGUGUGCCACCCCCACCCCCUCUAGCCCCCUCUUCCUUAGUGCCCCAAGGAGUCCCAGAGGCCCAGUUAUGGCCUGGGCCAGUUAGGUGGAUGCUCUUCUGUUUCCUUCUCUCCCUUCUCCUUCCUUCAUGCCAAAAGAAAGCCUCUCCUCCUCUGCUCCGCAGCCGGCCACCACGCCUGGGGGCAGAUUCCAGGCCCUUCUCUGACUUCUCCUCAGAGCCCAGCCCCGAAUUGGAAAGUGCUUGAGACGUUGGCGCUGCGCUGCUUCCCAAGAAGGGGUUUUACCCCCCAGACAUGGGUCAGUCCUGCCCAGCUAAACCAUAGCCAUAGAUUUAGGAAGUGUGAUUGCUUUUCGUGACCCACUUCCCCUUGCUCUCCUCCCUGUUUCUUCAAGAACGUUCUGAGCCCUCCUGUCCAGGCCCCUUUCGUGCCCAUUUGUGCUUCUGUCCCUGGUGGGGGCCACAGCAGUCACCACUCACCCUGUGUGCCAGGAGUGGCCGAGGCCGUGAGGUGUGCCCCAAAGGGAAGGUGAUCACUGGACCGGCUUCUCCCUGCCUGGGGCUCCUGCACGGGUGCUCCUGGGGGAGGCUCACUCACUGCCCCUCACUCACGCUGCCAGCUCCAAAAUAAUGCAGCUCACCUUUCGGGGCAGGGCUUGGGGAGAGGAUACUCACCCAAAUUUCUCUUCAAUAUUUUGUUGUAAGAACCCACUGGUUGUAUUGAUUUUAAGCGUAUUAAGACUGAUUUAAGGAAAUUUGACAACUUCCAUUUAUACUUUUAUCCUAUUUAUUAGAAUUAAAUGCUCUGAGACUUAGCUGAAGGUGAGGCUCCAGCAUGGCUGUGCUCACACUGACUCACCCUUUGGGACCCCCAUUUUUAUUUACUUGACCUUCAGUCUAUAAUGAAUUUUUUUAACCCUUAAGGCGGAGGAGCGGCUGGGAUCGGGCCAUCGGGGCCAAGUGCCUCUCCCAGGACCACACAGAUGGCCCGUGUCUGAGGCAGAUUUCUAGGAUGAAUCAUUAACUGCUGCGGUACCCUGUAGAGAUGGCUGUCCCGGGCAGAACCCCUCUUGGGAGAUGGCCCCAGAGUUGGAAGUUACACACCUUUCUGUGGUGUGUCGGUUAAGGCCUAACUUAGCCCCGAGGCCUCGGGCUCACGGGAGUCCCUGGAUGUGCGGAUUCGGUCUGCUUUCUCUUAUGGGUGGGCGCUGUGGCUCAGCUCUCCCUGCUUAGUGAGGACCUUAGACUGGAUUCACCUUCCUCAGAGGAUACCCCCCCUCCUGUGGCCCUCGCCUCGGGCUCCUUCUGCACUCUUGGCGGCAGAUAGUCUCCCCCUUGAUGGCGGGGGUUCAGGCAGGUGCGCAGGCAGCACCUUCAGUAUCACUGGGAGGCCAGGGACCUUAAAGAGGCAAAAUCAAGUUAGCCUUUGUGUUACUGGCACAGCUGGGCAACAUGGAAAGUAAAAAAAACCCUCAUUUCCGACUAUCUGACAGAAUCUCCUUUUCUUAGUUUGGUAAUUUCAUGGAUUACAGGCAAGUCCUAGAGGAGGGAUUUCCUCAGCAUUUUUUCUGAAACUUGGUCAUUUGCCCCAAGCGCCAGGAUGAGUGACUUGCCCAGGAUUAGUCAACCAGUAUGUGUCAGAGAGAGGACUUGAAUCCUGUUCUCCCUGGCUCUGGGCUGCGAGGUGCCCCAGUGGAUAGAAGGCUGGACCUGGAUUCAGGAAGUCACUUUCCUGAGUUCAAAUCUGCCUCAGACACUCACUAGCUUUCUGACCUGGGCAAGUCACUUCACUGUUGCCUCAGUUUUCUUAUCUAUAAAUUAAGGUGAAGAAGGAAAUGGCAAACCACUCCAGUAUCUUUGCCAAGAAAACCCUGAAGCCAAUCAUAAAGAGUUGGACAUGACUGAAAAAUAACUGAACAACAAUAGCUUCCUGGCUUUGAGGUUAUACUUUAAUUUAUCAAGUUUUUCCUCCUUUCCUUCUUCCAUUUCCCUUUAGGAGCCAUUUUACAAGGCUAGAUGGCCAGAAAAAAACAGCAAGGGACCUUAAAUUAUGGAGACUUGGUCUCCAUCCUUUGGUCUUUGGUGUAUAUAAAUAUGGAAGCUGACAAACCCCUAUGGUGGUUGUCUUGCCUAGCUAAUGGAUCUGCCCCCAAAUUCCACAAAAUGAAAUAAAUGGAGACUUCCCUUUUGCCAUUACAUUGUUCCUAUUGAGAUAAAUAUUUGUGAAUGUUUCUUGAGCAUAUUUUAGAUUUCCAAAGAAAAAAAUUAAUUUUAUGUAGAUCUGGUGCUAUGAAAUAAUUUUGAUAAAUGUUAACUUUUUUGUUGGAUAUUUAAUAUCUGCUGUCUCUUUAGAACUGAUCAAAGGUUUCAUUUACUCAUAAUGUGUUGGUGACAGACAAAAUGGAAGCAGUAAGAAGAAAUGGUUUUCAAUGGAAAAUUUGACUUCCAUUUCUCUUUUGGCAGACAUUUUACUGCAGGUUCAGCUCUUGUCAACUGUAUUUAGAGUUGACAAUCCAUUUCUCUCUCCUGUCCCCACGUUUCAAAAAGUGAGAAAGCAUAUUUUAUGUUCCCCCAAAUCUUCUUGGAGAAUAAGUUCUCUGGAUUACUUGUUCUUUCCUUCCCUGUGCCUUAAUGCCUUAGACAGAAAUAUGCAGUGGCUCAGAGAGAAAGAAAGGACCCUCAUUACACCGAUUUCCCCUUUCCCCCCUGAAGACUUACCUUGUAAAUAAACUGGUCAUUGUACAUUUUUUAGGGAAUAUUUUGUAUAGCUCGCUGCUUGAGCUUUUCAGUGUAUGAUAAAGGAAUGAGGAACCUUUUUAAAAAGUGUACCUUGGAUUGUCCAGAAAUAGGUCUCCUUUAUUCAGUUUUCCAUCCUCUAAAUAUUUCUCUUUGGUGAAGGGACUAUGAAAACAAUGAUUUAAAAUAUCUUGAAUUUCUUUCCACAGGAAUUGUAGUACUCUAUUCAUUGCGUAGUCAUUCUUUUCCUCCCUAAUUUAGCCUUUUACUCUAGUUGCCAGCUUCCUUGGGGAACAAUAUGUAUAUUUUCAUCAGUGUGUGUAGCCAAUAAUUGUGUUCCAGUCCCUAUUGAAUACUUUGGAAACCUCCAUCUAGAGUGGUAAGAAAUGUUUCUUUUCCUGAUCCCCACCCUGACCCACUCCUAUUCAUGCUUUGCUGAAGACCUAAAAUCAUUCAUUUAAAGAACAACAAAUAGAUUCCCCUCCCUGACAGUGGCAGAAAAGCAGCCCAGGCUGACACUUGGCAGUUCAUGAAGAAUGGAGAGUCUGUGCCCCUUGAAGACAGGGAAUGUUUCGUUAUUUUCUGUGCAUCCCCCGAGGACUAGCAUAGAACCUGGCGCUUAGCUGGUGUUGGGCAAAUGUUGAUUGAACAUUACAAAAUGAUCUUAGCAUUCCUGGUGUCUGAUGAUACUUUGAAGCAAAGCAGAGUAAAAGAAUUGGUUUUAUCGCUGAGCACAAGUAGACUCAUCCUGACAAAUGGGGCCUCGUGGUCUUGGGAUUUGAUGCCAAAACCAGAGCUUAGAGUUGUAGGCAUUGCUAGAUGUGUGCAAGACUCACUGGAAGAUAAUCUGGUAAUUCACCCCAUGGAAGGCCUAGUUUUCUUCACUUCAAACAUUUGUGGGAGGGGCAUCGAAGCAUCGUUAUUCACAAUCUAUAAAAGACAGGCACCACCCUCUCAACUGACAGAUAUUAUGGAGCCCAAGGAUGUGAGCCACUGUGAGAUACUUUUUUUUUUGUUUUUUUAGGGCAAGUGGGAGGAGUUGUAGUUAGUAUUUAUGGGCAAGAGGAACUAUGUGCCCUUCAGUCUCACUUAAGCUCCUAUGAAGAUGAAAUGAGUUGUAUAGGUUGUGUAUAUUAUUGGUGUAUGUAAGUGAUGUAGAAAAUUGCAACUUAAAAUGGAAUAUAAGUAUAUAUUAUAAAUAAAAUUGUUCAUUUGCUGCAGGAAAAGGGGAAUUUGGUAGAAGGCACUUGAUGGGGAAAAGGAAUCGUGCAUUUUACCUGAGUUGUUGCUGGAUUUUUUGUUUUUAAUUUUUUCUUUAAUGCUUUAUUGAUCCAAUGGUGCAAGAAACCACCUCUGUAUCUCAGCACUACAGACAUGAUGCCUAUUGGACUUUUAAGGCAAAAAAAAAAGUCAACUGAGUUGUCACUAUAAUUCAAGGAUCUUCAGGGAAGAGAUGGUUCAUUACUUACUUGUGAGUGGCAAUCACAUCAGACAAAAAAGCUAGAAGGUAUUUAUCAUCAAAGUUUUCCUGCCAUGGCUUCGGAUAUCUAAAUGAUGCUACCUCCCUUGUUUCCCAGGAACCGGAAUCCUCCAUCUUUGAUUUGCUUUCUGUGGAACUGGUAGUUUCAAAACUAGCCAGUCUGGGAAAAACCAACAUGAUAAAAGGCCAGUUAAAAAUUCCAAACAAAAUUUCCUCAGGGUAUUAGCACUUGGCUUAGCCACCUGGAAGCAGGGCAAGUGUAAGAAACAUUCGGACUUCUGUCUGGAUUUGUUUCCUUGAUGAUAGAGAGUUUUAAGUUGAGACUUAUUUUUUCCGGAUGAGAAAUUAAAAAUCUGGACUUAAGAGUUACAAAGUUUUCUGCCUAAGUUGUGCCUUUUAUAGCUUGAAGACUUUUAAGGAGCACAAAGGAUGACAAUAGUGAGGAUUGGUUUAUUAUCAAACCAAAAGUAAACAUACCUGGCUUCAUCAGGAGUGGAGCCAUCAAAGAGUUUGUUUUAAUUAUGUAAAAUGUAUAUAUAUUUUUUUUGCUGUUCAAUGUCCUAUUUUUCUAAUAAUUUCUUAUAAUUGUGACAAUACAUUAAUUCUAAUGCUAAAUGCAAAUCAAGUCGGUCUCGGUUUGCUCUUUAGUUUGUCUAGUCGAUUUUUUAAAAGCUCAAUGUGUCUCAUCACUUAAAAAUAAAAAUGUGAAAACUGGCCCUUCUGGAGCUGGUGUCAACCUUUCACAGUGACAACCCUUUGCAUAGAAUGAAUACUCUUCUUACCUGUUAUCCUCCCUUGCUUUGUAAAAUCCAAUUCUUGUGGCACAGCUUUAAUGCUAAUAAAUGCUAAUAAAUGA
Molecule: messenger RNA, 8222 nt
Organism: Monodelphis domestica (gray short-tailed opossum)
Lineage: Eukaryota; Metazoa; Chordata; Mammalia; Didelphimorphia; Didelphidae
Gene: SLC7A1
Product: solute carrier family 7 member 1
Biological process (GO): L-ornithine transmembrane transport; L-arginine import across plasma membrane
Cellular component (GO): plasma membrane
Molecular function (GO): L-ornithine transmembrane transporter activity; L-arginine transmembrane transporter activity; L-lysine transmembrane transporter activity
Source: RefSeq, a predicted model, not a curated record